CAACACGCGCGGAUGACGACGUCGAUACAAGCACUCCUGGGAAAGGACAUCGGCGCAUGCUACUCGUACAGCACGAUGAACCGAGUGCAAGAGCGUGUGCUACCUGCUGCUUUCAAGAACGGCGGAAACCUCGUGGUGAGCAGCCCGACAGGGUCAGGCAAGACGAGUGUGUUCGAGGUCGCGUUUCUUCGCCAUUGGAGCAAGCAGCGGCAGCACGGAUGCGAGGCCAAAUCUGGAUUGGUGUUGUAUCUUGCUCCACUCAAAGCAUUGCUCCACGAAAGAUUGGUCGAUUGGAGCAAACGAUUCAAAUCCUUGGGCUUGACUUUUCUUGAACUUACCGACAUGACCUUUGACGAUGCUCAAAGCAUAAUGAGCCAUGAUAUUCUUCUCAGCACACCAGAAAAGUGGGACGUCUUAACUCGAAGCUCGAUGGUACCUCAAGGCUUGCUCCUGGUAGAUGAAGUUCACCACAUUGGGGACGGCGUACGCGGAGCAACAUUAGAAGCCGUCAUGACGCGUAUGAAGUACUGCAGCACAUUCACCUUCAGCCAAAACGAAGGGGUGCUGCUUUCGUCGCUACGAAUCGUUGCUGCGUCGGCUACGUUUCCAAAUGUCAAGGACAUUGGUGCAUGGCUUGGCUGCAGUGCAGAUAUGGUUUUCGAGUUUGGUCCACAAUAUCGUCCAGUUCCCUUGGAGCUGCAUGUCCUUGGCUUCAAGUCGUUUGGCAACGAUUUUCUGUUUGAAAAAAACUUGGAUCAAAAAGUCCCUGAUGUGUUACACAAGUACUCCAAAGGAAAACCAUCGCUCAUCUUUUGCUCGUCGCGCAAGGCAUCAGUUGGACUUGCAAUGUACUUUACAGUAGCACUCUCAUCAAUUGUACAGAUUCACAACACGUCACUGAAAAUGGUGUUCCAAGCUGGAAUUGGAAUUCAUCAUGCCGGAUUACAAGAAAACGACAAGCAGCUUGUACAAGAUUUAUUUGCGCAAGGAUUCCUCCACAUAUUGUGCUGCACCAGCUCGUUAGCAGUCGGCGUCAAUUUGCCAGCACACCUCGUCGUGAUCAAGUCGACACAGCACUACCAAGGUCAAUCAGGGUUUACAGAAUACACCCCGAUGAGCGUGUUGCAAAUGAUUGGACGAGCGGGACGUCCAGGGUUUGACAAGUGUGGGGCUGCUGUUAUUAUGACGGAAGCAUGCAAAGAAAGCCUCUACGCGAAUAUCGCCACCACCCCCAAAAUUGCACCGAUUGAAAGCGAGUUGCAGUUGGCUGCAAUCGAAGCAAUCAACGCGGAAAUCUCCCUGGGGACGAUUCAUGACAUUUCGCAAGUGAUUUCAUGGAUGCAGUUGACAUACAUGCACUUUCGACACCAAAAUAGUUCCCGUGAAUGUUCUGGCUCACGACAAAGCGACGUGGCGACGUCGAUUGCAACGACGACCAUCCACCACUUGAGUGACUCUGCGCUUCUGCGUUUCACCGACGACGAUCGGUAUUGCUUUGACGUUACGCCUAGUGGUCGGAUCAUGAGCCAGAAUUGCAUCAAGUACGACGACAUGGUAGCCAUUAUUGACCUAGUUCAAUCGAAACGACACGCGUCCAUGGAAACGCUGUUGGACGUGACGGCAGGUCGGAUUUGUGGCCACGUUCCUUUGCGCAGAAACGACAAGGCCGCCUUGAACAUAUUGAACCAAACCAAGGUGCAAUAUCGAGUCAAAGGGGUGGCGGCGGGGAAAUACUUGGUCCAAACCGACAGAAUGAAAGCCAAUGUACUGCUGCAAGCAGCGUUAGGUCGUGUCCAUCUGGACGACGAUUCUCUUGCUUUUGAAAUGGACACGUGCGUUGAAAUGGCGCUGCGAAUCGUUCGAGCGCUGAUGGAGUAUUGCAUGGAGAGUGACGCUGGGGCUUUGGGACUGAUGGCGUUCCGAUUUGGGCGGUCGUUGGCGUUGAAAGCGUGGGAAAGUUCGCCAGCCCCAACGAAAUUGCAACUCCUCGAAGGCGUGGAUUCGGACCUGGCCCAAAAGCUGGAUUCUCAUGGCGUUCACAGUAUUCGUCAACUCCGCGACAUGGAUCCAACUCAAUUGGGUCGAUAUUUAAACACUGGGGAUUGCGAGCAUCUGCUCGCGGAAGCCAAAACCGUGUUGGAUUUUCACCUUCAAGUUCAGCCACAAGUCAUCACGAAUCGAAUCGAGAUUAUAGUGCAGAAUGCCCAGCCACGACAGGUCCAUCGUAUCACGGAACGUGCUGCUCCAAGCGGCUACAUCCUGCUCGUCUUCACAAAAGGUCGUAUAUUGCUGCUGCGGCGGGAUAUUACGACAACCCCAACGACAUUUAUGGUACCCAUGUCUGGCAUGAGCUCCAUUUCAAUCCACUUUCUGCACACUGCCCAACUGGGAAUGGACGAAGAACUGGAAGUUCAAGCCACGGCCACCGCCUGCACCGUCCAAAAGGUCACCAAACAAUCGUUGCAUCAAUGUACGAUCCCUGAAGCGUUCAAACACGGUCGCCAUGACGAAGUUCAACGGACCAAACGUUCGGCUAAAGAGGAGGAUACGUCCAAGAAGGCGUUCCAUCACCACCAAACCAUGUUGGAGCCAGCGACCGUCAUACCACGGGAUGAUCCGUCUACCACGAAGCGAGCUAAAUUAUCCACGCCGUCGCUGGUAGAAUUCAAGCAAUUUAAAUGGUGUGGAAGCCCCGAAGUUGCGGCUGUUGGCAAGUCAACCAAGUCCCGACGGCAUCAUGUGAUUCCGGACUUUGAAGAACCCUCCAAGGUGCUACUAAGCAACGGAUUGACAAACCAUCCGCCCUAUCAACGUCGAGAAGGUUCAUCCAGCAAUAUCAAUAUCCAGCAUGUGGAUACGGAGAGACAGCAAGGGCUCUCCUGUGCAAGCAGUUCCAAGAAUGCUAACGACGUCAAGAACGAUGGGGCUGACGUGCACACGAUUCCCAUGAUCGACGACUACGAGGAAUUGACCCUGGAGCAAGAGUUUAUGAAGUACAUCUUCUAA
Messenger RNA from Aphanomyces astaci, 3006 nucleotides. RefSeq lists its product as hypothetical. The coding region runs from base 13 to 3006 and encodes 997 amino acids. Lineage: Eukaryota; Oomycota; Saprolegniomycetes; Saprolegniales; Verrucalvaceae. The record is from RefSeq and is a predicted model, not a curated record. The transcript has 15 exons. Gene Ontology annotation, molecular function: ATP binding; nucleic acid binding.